Molecule: messenger RNA, 2109 nt
Organism: Macadamia integrifolia
Lineage: Eukaryota; Viridiplantae; Streptophyta; Magnoliopsida; Proteales; Proteaceae
Product: U-box domain-containing protein 11-like
Exons: 2
Coding region: 319-1263 (314 amino acids)
Cellular component (GO): nucleus; cytoplasm
Molecular function (GO): protein binding
Source: RefSeq, a predicted model, not a curated record
ACGUUUCUUGUCCCAUACUCUCUCUCUCUCCCUCGGUUCCGUCAUUGUCAAACGCCGGCCGCCAAUUUCUACUUUUAAUCCAUCCAUCUUUUCUGCGACAUAAAUCAAAAGAAUUCCUGAGAGUUUCUCAUCUUCAAAUCUGCACCUGUUUAAAAGGAAUCGAGACUCUGAAAGCUACACAGGAAUUGCAGGUAGAGUUUAUCCUUGUCUUGAACGGCUGAAGUCUUUUGUCUCAGCCCUCUCACCUUGAAAGCUCCAAUUCUUCAUAACAUUUAGACUCUCAGAGGCUACAGAUCGAAAUCACAGUGAGAUACUUAAAUGGAUGUGCAGGAGAAAACAGCUCGGUCUCUAGUAAAAAGCCUGAGCUCCGUUUCGGAGCAAAGCCGAAUUGAAGCUCUCUGUGAGCUUCGCUUAAUGUCCAAAUACGACCCAGAAAGUCGUUCCUUCAUAGCCGAUGCCGGAGCAGUUCCUCAUCUCAUCGAAACCCUUUAUUCCUCAUCUCCACUCGCACAAGAAAACGCCGUCGCAACAAUCCUUAACAUCUCAAUCGCCAAUCGAGAAUUCCUCAUGAUGACGCCCGACCUCCUCGACGCUCUCUCCCACCUCCUGCGUCACCCCUCCGCUACUCCCAUCAGCGUCCAAACUGCCUCUGCAACCCUCUACAGCCUCCUCAUCGACGAAGACAACCGCCCCAUCAUCGGAUCUAAACUCGACAUCGUUGAAUCCCUUAUCAACAUCACACGUGACACCGCUUCUCCUAUGAGGUCCAUCAAGGAGGCUCUCAAAGCCCUCUUCGCCAUCUCACUCUACCCUUUAAACCGUUCAGCCAUGGUCGAAUUGGGUGUGGUUGCCGCGCUUUUCUCGUUCAUAGUGAAGGAUGGGCAAGUUGGGCUUGUGGAGGACGCGACGGCGGUAAUUGCGCAGGUCGCUGGGUGCUGCGAGAGUGGGGAUGCAUUCAGGAAGGUGUCUGGUUUGACUGUUUUGGUGGAUUUGAUUGACCCAUCAACGAGGUCGAGCGUUAGGGCGAGGGAGAAUGCGGUUUCGGCGUUGUUGAAUUUGGUGCAGUGUGGAGGAGAGAAGAGUGUUUUGGAAGUUAAAGAGAUGUGUUUGGGGGUUUUGGAUGGGAUUAGGGAUGUUGCUGAGAGUGGAAGCGCCAAGGGUAAGAGUAAGGGCACUGCGCUUUUGAAGGUACUUGGAGGAGGAGAUUUGGAUAAAGCUUUGAAGGAUCCGCGGUUUGAUUACAACUUGGAUCAUGAGCCUUAAUUGAGGUUCCUUCCACAUAGGCUUUGUAUUGAGUGGAGGAGGAAGUUUAGCACCAUAAGCAGAUUGCUGUGACAAGUAGGUUUCCAUCACUUUCUUUUCCUCCCAUUACUGUGAUCAUUUUGCUUUUGUCAUUCAAGACAUGUUCUUGGGGAAGUUCUCUAAUCUUAAAUGUUGAUUGGAUUCACGCUAUUUGAGUACUUGACUCAUCUACAACUUCUGUUAUUUUAUAUCAGCAAUUAUGUGAACAGGAAUCUGUCCACCGUGGGAGAUCCAGGCCACUUGAUUGGGGGGUGGGUGGGGAGAAGGCUUCCGACCCUUUGAUCCGCAUGGUGAAUUCACCGCUUGGCGGAGGAAAACUUUGUCCUACGUUUUUCUUCUCUAUUACUUUUCUUGCUUCCGUCUGUGGUUUGGUUCAGUUGGGUUGGACCCCCCAAAAGGAUUAUGUCAAAAGUGGCUGACUCAUCAAACGAAAAAUUUAAGCCAGAAAUUGUAUUAUACUGAAUCAGGGCUGGAGCACAUUCGAAAACUAGUUAUCAAGAAGGCGGAGUGAAUUCCAUCUCUAUGGAUCAGUCCCGUACGAGAAUGAUUCUUCUGAUCCACACUCAGUUAUCAAGACCUUUAACUAUCGAUACCCAUCCAUGUUGCAACUUAUUUAAUGACAGGAAACCCUACUGAAGGAAGCGGCAGGGCCCUUUUGUUUGGGGCAGAUUCUGCAAUAGGUCGUGUGGACAUGUAAACUCUCUUUUGAUCUAGAAAUUUUUUUUGUGGCCAUCAAGUAUGGCACACAUCUUUUUGAAAAUGUAUAGAACCUUGACUAAUGUAACAUGUAGGCUAGCACCUAACUCA